AUGCGGAGCAGCAUCUUUUUGGGCAAGGUGUUGGGGACGAUCCGCCCUGAAGUCGCGGUGGAAAUGCGGAACGGCGCUCUCAAGAGCUGGGGCGCGCCAUGGCUCGAGCAACAGAGCAAAACCGCCACCAUGGUCACCAUCAAGGCCCUCCUCGGGCUCGCCCUCACCCUCUCCGCCCACCUCGCCGCCGCCGAGCCCCUCCACCGGCGCCAGGACACAUCGGACGUGCCCGUCGAGCUGGCCGCCAACCCGUCCACGGGCUGCAACAAGGCCCCCACCAUCACGUCGGGCACCAAGUCCAUCACCGUCAACGGCCGGAACCGCCAGUACGUGGUCCGCGUGCCCAACAACUACGACCGCGCCCGCGCCUACCGCCUCAUCUUCGCCUUCCACUGGGUCGGCGGCACCAUGAACGACGUGGCCGGCGGCGGCACCGACCGCGAGCUGUGGUCCUACUAUGGGCAGCAGCGCGUCGCCGGCGAGGCCGCCAUCCUCGUCGCCCCGCAGGGCAACGGCAACGGCUGGGCCAACUCGGGCGGCGAGGACAUCGCCUUCGUGGACGCCAUGGUGGCCCAGCUGCAAGGGGGCCUGUGCGUCGACACGCGCCAGCUGUACGCCAUCGGCUUCAGCUACGGCGGGUCCAUGAGCUACUCGAUCGCCUGCAGCCGCGCAAAGGUCUUCAGGGGCGUGGCCGUCAUCAGCGGCGGGCAGCUGAGCGGGUGCGCCGGCGGCUCCGACCCCAUCGCCUAUCUGGGCAUCCACGGCAUCACCGACGGCACGCUCGGCAUCGCGAGCGGGAGGGGCCUGCGGGACCGGUUCGUGCGCAACAACGGCUGCAGCAGCAUCAGCCCCAGCGAGCCGGCGCGCGGGAGCGGCGUCCACGUCAAGACCGAGUACCCGGGCUGUAAGGCCGGGUUCCCCGUCACCUGGAUCGCGUUCGACGGCGGACACUGGCCCGGCGCCGUCGACAACGGCCCGGAGAGCGGCGCAAAGUCUCGAGCUCGCAUCAACCAUCCCAUCAACCCACCGGCAUUCUGCAAGGCCAGCAGCCCUUUCCCGCCUGGAGAGCGCCAAGCCCUCGGCAUCAACGGCCGGGAGCCAGAAGCAGCACAGGCCCCGUCGUUUGGUGCCGAUGCAAGCGUGCUGCACUGA
Messenger RNA from Gaeumannomyces tritici R3-111a-1, 1152 nucleotides. RefSeq lists its product as hypothetical. The record is from RefSeq and is a predicted model, not a curated record. NCBI's taxonomy places the organism in Eukaryota, Fungi, Ascomycota, Sordariomycetes, Magnaporthales, Magnaporthaceae. The coding region runs from base 1 to 1152 and encodes 383 amino acids. Gene Ontology annotation, molecular function: feruloyl esterase activity. The transcript has 3 exons.